Centruroides sculpturatus (bark scorpion) is the source of this 2090-nucleotide messenger RNA. Its product is annotated as homeobox protein Meis1-like. The record is from RefSeq and is a predicted model, not a curated record. The transcript is spliced from 13 exons. Gene Ontology annotation, molecular function: RNA polymerase II cis-regulatory region sequence-specific DNA binding; DNA-binding transcription activator activity, RNA polymerase II-specific. NCBI's taxonomy places the organism in Eukaryota, Metazoa, Arthropoda, Arachnida, Scorpiones, Buthidae. Gene Ontology annotation, biological process: eye development; brain development; positive regulation of cell population proliferation. The coding region runs from base 222 to 1700 and encodes 492 amino acids.
GAGGGCGACGGGAUUAAAAGGCGAUCCUCCCCGCGCGUUGCCCCUCGUGAUCGGCGCGUCGCGACGUCAGCGCCGAUUCUCCCCUCGAAGCGGAAUGGUUGAGGCCGGCAGUUGGGAUGGCGUGAGUGAAGGACGAGCUCAGUUGGGCUACAUGCUCGCUGCCAGUGACAGACAGGCGCUAAGACCUGAUGACGUGCAAUCGGCGACGGGGAACUUAGAACAUGGCACAGAGGUAUGAUGACGGCAUACCCCACUAUGGUGCUAUGGAUGGGCCAGCCUCUUUAUACGAUCCCCACCGGUCCAUGCAAACUUUAACCCAUGCACCGCACAUGAAUCACGCGCCUACAAUGCACCAAUACCAUGGAAAUCACGUGUCUGGGGUGAUGUCGAACCAUAUCAUGGGGUCAGUGCCAGAUGUCCACAAGAGGGACAAGGAUGCUAUAUAUGGCCAUCCUCUGUUCCCAUUGCUGGCCCUCAUAUUCGAAAAGUGCGAGUUGGCGACCUGCACACCGAGGGAGCCCGGCAUUGCUGGUGGAGAUGUUUGUUCCUCGGAGUCUUUCAACGAAGACAUUGCUGUCUUUGCCAAACAGAUUAGGCAAGAAAAACCUUAUUACGUACCAAAUCCAGAAUUAGAUAGCCUUAUGGUACAAGCGAUCCAGGUGCUGAGAUUUCACCUGCUUGAACUGGAAAAGGUACACGAAUUGUGCGAUAAUUUCUGUCAAAGGUACAUCAGCUGCCUAAAGGGUAAGAUGCCAAUUGACCUGGUCAUCGACGAAAGGGACAGUAAACCCGGCGAUCUGGGUGAUAACAAUAACAAUAGUAACGGUGGGAGUGGCAACAUUGGAAGCAAUGGUGGAGGAGGUGGAGGCAGUGGAGGAGGUGGAGGCAGGGGAAAUCCCGACACAAUGGGACACAAUAGUUCAGACAGUUCGUCCACACCUGACCAGAGACCGCCUUCUCAAUCGCUCAAUUCGUACAGCAUGAGCGGCGAAGAUGCCAGAUCACCCACAGGAUCGACAGGUACUCCAGGCCCAAUACCUCAACAACCUAGUUCUCAACAUAGCACCGAUAAUAACAGCGAAGCAGGGGAUGCCAGUAUAGGGUCUGGAGAUGGGACGGGGGAUGAUGACGAUGACGAUCGAGGGAAGAAACGACAAAAGAAAAGGGGAAUUUUCCCUAAAGUGGCCACCAACAUCAUGAGGGCGUGGCUGUUUCAGCACCUCACGCAUCCUUAUCCCUCGGAAGAUCAGAAGAAGCAGUUGGCUCAGGAUACUGGCUUGACGAUUCUGCAGGUCAACAAUUGGUUUAUUAAUGCCAGAAGAAGAAUCGUGCAGCCCAUGAUUGACCAGUCGAACAGGGCAGGAGGCACCCUAGCCGGAGGAGGAACCCCCUAUGGACCAGAUGGUGCGGGGAUGGGCUACAUGAUGGAUGGCAGCCAGCAGAUGCACAUCAGGCCUCCAGGAAUGCAGAACCUCUCCUGCAGCGAAGGCUCCAUGGGUAUGGGACACAUGGGAGGAAUGGGAGGAUACUCUCAGAUGUCCCAACUCCGAUCUCCGGUUCACUCUCAAGCCAUGUUACUCCCCGGACAUCCUCACGCUAUGAUGAUGGCUCACGGCCCUAUGGGCCAUCCGGGCCUGCCACCUCAGGGUUCGCCGUACGACGGAUCGGGACAGCACAUCAUGGACAUUCACGCUAGUUAGAGUCUCCCGCGGGACACCUGUCAGGUGAUGCUAAGGUGUCGACCAUCCAGUGCCUGGAGUCCCAGGAAAGGGACUGGACGGCGGAUUAGACAAUAAAAGUGCAACAACAAAAAACUAAAAAAUAAAAAAAUAAAAAGAGGAACCAGUAGUCUGGGCUGUAGUGCUGAAAAAAAAAAAAAAAGUGGUCGCUAGGCGACAUUGUAUUUAGUUCGUGUCCUCUCCCCCAUCCACUGUAUGUCACAUGCUAAAAUGUAUAUACGCUCGUGCCAUAUAGGGACACUGGAUCCGGGGCCGAAGGACACCGGCCCCGUCGUGUGACUGUUGUUACGUGGCUGUACUUUUUUUCCCGAAUGGUGUAACUUACUGUCAAUAAAACGGUCAACACCGAGA